CUGAAGGGAGCACACAGGAGGAGAUCCGCAUUCCCAUGACGUCAGUUUUAUCCGACGCAAAUACAGCUCGUGCUUGAAGCAUUGGGUCAGAUAUCCAAAACAAACUUGCGGAGGAUGAAGUGGAUAUCUGGCUGGCUCCUGCUGCUGUCCAUCUCUGUCGAGGUCUGGUCAGUGCCUAUAGAUCGCAAUGCAGCCCAGCAGGUCCCUAAAGAGGAAGUGCAGGAAGAGAACAUGGACACUGGCCUGUACUACGACCGGUACCUCAGAGAGGUGAUUGAGGUUUUAGAGACAGACCCGCACUUCAGAGAGAAACUGCAGACAGCAAACACAGAGGACAUUAAGAACGGGCGUCUCAGUAAAGAGCUGGACCUGGUCAGUCAUCAUGUCAGAACUCGCUUGGAUGAGCUGAAGCGUCAGGAGGUUUCUCGUCUCAGGAUGCUGCUAAAGGCCAAACUGGACAGCACCAACACACAGAGUCUUCAGAUGGACCAUGCCUCCCUUCUGAAGCAGUUUGAACAUCUGGAUCCGCACAAUCAAAACACCUUUGAGGCCAAAGAUCUCGAGCUUCUAAUCUCAACGGCCACUAAGGACCUGGAGAACUACGAUGCAGAGAGACACGAGGAGUUCAAGCGCUACGAGAUGCUGAAGGAGCAUGAGAGGCGGGAGUACCUGAAGAGCCUUGAUCAGGAGAAGAGAGAAAAGGAGGAGAAGAGAAUGCAGGAGCUGAAGGAGAAACACCGCCAGCAUCCUAAAGUUAACGCUCCGGGUAGCGUUGAUCAGCUGCGGGAAGUUUGGGAGGAGACAGAUGGACUGGAUCCUCAGGAGUUCAACCCCAAGACCUUUUUUAAACUGCAUGAUACAAAUGAAGACGGUGUUUUGGAUGAGCAGGAACUGGAGGCUCUCUUUACAAAGGAGCUGGAGAAGGUCUACGACCCAAAGAAUGAGGAAGAUGAUAUGAUGGAGAUGGAGGAAGAAAGGCUGAGGAUGAGGGAGCAUGUCAUGAAAAAUGUGGAUGCAAACAAAGACCGGCUCGUCAGCCUGGAGGAAUUCCUCAAGUCCACAGAGAAGAAAGAGUUCAGUAAUCCCAAAGAGUGGGAGACUCUGGAAAACAAGCCAGUGUAUACAGAGGAAGAGCUCCAGCGAUUUGAGGCUGAACUCAGGGACAAGGAGGAAGAGCUGAAGAGGAGGGCUGAGACUCUGCUUCAGGAGCAGGAGCUGCUGAGGGAGAGAGGCAAAGCCUUGGAGGCCCAGAGGAGAGAGUACCAGCAGGCUGUAUUAGAAAUGUCUCAGCGACAGAAAGAACAGCAGGCAGUGGAUGGGCAGCCUCCUGCGGGUCCUAAUGGAGAACUACAGUUUCAGCCACAGACACAGAAACCUGAAGAUAAAGAGGCAAAAGCUCCAGCUGAGCCCGAAGCUGAAGCCCAAAAUAAUCUGCCUGCAGAACCCCCACAGAAUCUGCCUUUGCACACCUAAUGUGCUCAGGCAUCUUACACACACACACACACACACACACACACACCUAAACAUACGCACAUUUGGUUUGAUUUACCCUGACACAGAUAUCCAGAUGGGUUCUGCAAAAUGCAUUAUGUGAUCUGUGUGCAUAGGUUCAGACAGACCGGCUUGUUUCUUGUGACAUACUGAGUGUACUGAGUGUUAAUGUCUGUGGUCUACAUUAGAUUAAAGAUAUCAAAGCACACGGUAUUAGUACAUGUAUUCUCAGAAAUCUUCAGUUUCAGUGAAGCUGUCAAUCCUGCAGAAUGGCAUGUGUAAAAUCACAAACGUUGCCGAAUAAAAUCUUAAUUUAAAAGUA
Molecule: messenger RNA, 1813 nt
Organism: Pundamilia nyererei
Lineage: Eukaryota; Metazoa; Chordata; Actinopteri; Cichliformes; Cichlidae
Gene: nucb1
Product: nucleobindin 1
Exons: 13
Coding region: 115-1473 (452 amino acids)
Cellular component (GO): endoplasmic reticulum-Golgi intermediate compartment; extracellular exosome
Molecular function (GO): calcium ion binding
Source: RefSeq, a predicted model, not a curated record